AUGCCUAUUCCAAUCGUAGGGUCAUCAGUUUACCAUUUCGAAAAUAAUUCCUUAACUCAAUUACCAAACUUUUCAUCUGAGGGAUUAGAUAAUGUCCUUCAAUUGCAUCUAGCAAAUAAUAAACUAACUAGCUUGAGUGUAGAACAAUUGCCUCAAAAUCUUACUUGGCUUGAUAUAAGAAAUAAUAGUUUAAAUUCUAUAGAUUCCAAGGUAGUUGAAUUUUUAAAGAAUCGAGAGAUUAAUAUCUUACAAACUGGCAUUAAGUGGAGGCCCAGCUGUGAGAAUAAAGACCUUAUAAGUUACCUUUCGAAUCUCAAAAAGUAUGUGAAAAUAGAAUUUUGGCACGAUUCCAUAGACAAUCCUGUCUUCUAUGAACGUUUGAAUGGUCCCUGCCCAACGGAUUGUACUUGUUGUUUUGAGGACAAUCAACUCUUAGUAAACUGCACGGGAACAGGUUAUUAUACUGUUCCUAAAUUGUCCAAUCUCAUAAUUGGAGAUUCAUCACUUCUAUUGGAGGAUAAUCGUAUUCUAUCUCUUUCAACAACUGGCUUCCUGCGGAAUUCCACUAUUAAGGAACUAAACGUGAAGAAUAACUAUAUUAACGAAAUUCAUCUAGAUGAACUGCCUGUAAAUCUUACACUUUUGGAUAUUCGAGAAAAUCAUCUAAAAGCACUUGACGACGAUGUUACCGACUUUAUAGCACAUCUACCGCAAAUUCGACUGUCUGACAACCCUUGGCAAUGCAAUUGCAAGUACUUAAAGUUCCUUAACUAUCUAAGGAAAACAAAUCCCAUUGAAUAUAAAGCUGCUCUUAAGAAUUGCAAUGUACAAGAAGAUUGCCCCGAUCAUUGCACUUGCUGUAAGAACGAUUCGGAUCGAAAGACUUCUAUCAAAUGCAAUUAA
Drosophila willistoni is the source of this 903-nucleotide messenger RNA. RefSeq names its product phospholipase A2 inhibitor beta. The transcript has a single exon. The record is from RefSeq and is a predicted model, not a curated record. Lineage: Eukaryota; Metazoa; Arthropoda; Insecta; Diptera; Drosophilidae. Bases 1 to 903 code for a protein of 300 amino acids.